GCGAAAGAUUCCUUGUGGCGUGUGCAGUGCCCGCGUCUGGAUGAAGAAGCGCAUUUCGUGAAUGGAUGCAUUUUAUCGCAGGAAUGGAUUGCUCCCGAGUGCUCUGCCAGGUCCUGUGCGCUUUCCUUUUGGCAUUUGCUGGUCAGGGCCUGUGUUCUAGUGAUGAGACGCGUCUGGUGAAGGAGAUCUUCACCAACUACAACAAGGUGGUUCGGCCGGUCAACCAUUUCAAAGACUCUGUGGUGGUGACCGUGGGGCUGCAGCUCAUUCAGCUCAUCAGCGUGGAUGAAGUGAAUCAGAUUGUCACCAGUAAUGUGCGACUGAAGCAGCGCUGGAAGGACGUCAAUCUGCAGUGGAACCCUGAUGACUAUGGCGGCAUUAAGAAAAUACGCAUUCCCUCCACGGACAUCUGGAGGCCAGACCUGGUACUCUACAACAAUGCAGACGGUGACUUUGCCAUCGUUCACGAGACGAAGGCUCUGUUGGAGCACACGGGCAUGGUGACGUGGAACCCGCCGGCCAUCUUUAAGAGCUACUGUGAGAUCAUCGUGCUCCACUUCCCCUUCGACCUGCAGAACUGCAGCAUGAAGCUCGGCACUUGGACCUACGACGGCAACCUGGUCGUCAUCAACCCGGAUAGUGACCGGCCAGACCUGAGUAACUUCAUGGAGAGCGGCGAGUGGGUGAUGAAGGACUAUCGUAACUGGAAGCACUGGGUCUACUACGCCUGUUGCCCGGAUACGCCCUACCUGGACAUCACCUACCACUUCCUGAUGCUGAGACUGCCCCUCUACUUCAUCGUCAACGUCAUCAUCCCCUGCAUGCUCUUCUCCUUCCUCACAGGCCUGGUGUUCUACCUGCCAACAGAUUCAGGUGAGAAGAUGACCCUGAGCAUCUCCGUCCUGCUGUCCCUCACCGUGUUCCUGCUGGUCAUCGUGGAGCUCAUCCCGUCCACCUCCAGCGCCGUGCCGCUCAUCGGGAAGUACAUGCUCUUCACCAUGGUCUUCGUCAUCGCCUCCAUCAUCAUCACCGUCAUCGUCAUCAACACACACCACCGCUCCCCCAGCACACACACCAUGCCCCAGUGGGUCCGCACGAUCUUCAUUGACACCAUUCCCCACCUGAUGUACUUCUCUACCAUGAAGCGUCCGUCUGAGGAACGCCGGGAGAAGCAGAUCUUCCAGAAUGACAUUGACAUCUCGGAAAUCUCCGGAAAGCCAGGGCCUGCUUUCAUGACCUUCCAGUCACCCGUCAUCAAGAAUCCGGACGUCCGGAGUGCCAUCGACGGCGUCAAGUACAUCGCUGAGACUAUGAAGAGUGACGAGGAGUCCAACAAUGCAUCGGAGGAGUGGAAGUUUGUGGCCAUGGUGAUGGAUCACAUUCUGCUGUGUGUGUUCAUGGCUGUGUGUAUCAUCGGGACAAUGGGAGUUUUUGCUGGACGUCUGAUUGAGCUGCACAUGCAGGGCUGAAAGCUCUGGAGGCCCGAGCACAAGCCUGGGACUGAGUUAUACAUGUCUCACCCCCAUAUGCUCACUUUUCCUGGGACACUUGAGUGCUGUGUGUUCUCCCCACUCACGUGAAUGUUUGGAUUCCCAGAUGUUCUGUAUGUGUGGCACAGUGAAGUCAGUCUUUCAGCCCAGACAGUCUGUCACCCCUGUAUUUGUAUAAACACACACACACACACACACACAGACA
Molecule: messenger RNA, 1695 nt
Organism: Sardina pilchardus (European sardine)
Lineage: Eukaryota; Metazoa; Chordata; Actinopteri; Clupeiformes; Clupeidae
Product: acetylcholine receptor subunit alpha-like
Exons: 9
Coding region: 66-1469 (467 amino acids)
Biological process (GO): monoatomic ion transmembrane transport; signal transduction; regulation of membrane potential
Cellular component (GO): neuron projection; postsynaptic membrane; plasma membrane
Molecular function (GO): transmembrane signaling receptor activity; acetylcholine-gated monoatomic cation-selective channel activity
Source: RefSeq, a predicted model, not a curated record